AUGAAAUACUUGGCUGCUUACUUAUUGUUGGUUCAAGGUGGUAACACCUCCCCAUCUGCUUCUGACAUCUCCGCUUUGUUGGAAACCGUCGGUGUUGAAGCCGAAGAACAAAGAAUCUCCACUUUGUUGGCUGAACUCGAAGGUAAGUCCGUCGAAGAGUUGAUCCAAGCCGGUAACGCUAAGUUGGCUUCUGUCCCAACUGGUGGUGCUGCUGCUGCCUCUUCUGGUUCCGCCGCUGCUGCUGGUGGUGCCGCUGCUGAAGAAGCUGCUGAAGAAGCCGUCGAAGAAAAGGAAGAAUCCGAUGACGACAUGGGUUUCGGUUUGUUCGAUUAG
This is a messenger RNA of [Candida] anglica, 333 nucleotides long. The record is from the annotation of a GenBank genome assembly. NCBI's taxonomy places the organism in Eukaryota, Fungi, Ascomycota, Pichiomycetes, Serinales, Debaryomycetaceae.